Styela clava is the source of this 1340-nucleotide messenger RNA. Lineage: Eukaryota; Metazoa; Chordata; Ascidiacea; Stolidobranchia; Styelidae. The record is from RefSeq and is a predicted model, not a curated record.
AUCAGUUAGAUUUUGUCUUUAGCUAUGUUAGUACUGUGUAAGGAAUUGAGUGAUUGAAAACACGAAGCAAAGAGUAGUUCAAAGAAGUUGCUGAAGAUAAACUCAACAUGUGGAAACAUUCAAAACUCUUGAAUUGCAAUUGGUUGUUUAUGCAGAUAAUUGCACUUGAAAUAGGUCUCAACGAGGCAGCACAGUGCACUGACUGUCCAACUACAAAACUUGGAACAGAAAGCAAGAGUAUCACAUAUGGACCAAGUAUUGAAUACAACUGCAACUGUGAUUGGACAAUACCAACAAGUAUGCCCACAGAUCAUGAAACAGCAGUUGUUCUGUUGUUACAAAAUGUUUCAUUGCCAACGAUAAAAACUGCUAUUGGAUAUACACUCUGCUCUGGAAGUAUCAGAUUCCCAAGUGCUGAUGGAUAUAAAUGUGAUUUCAAAACCAAUUACUGUCUUGCCUUUACAACUGAAUCCACCAUUUGCAACAUCAACAGAAUCAGAGAGAAAAUCCCAGUUGCAAAUCACAUCUGUGAUUCAAUCAUUCCAUGGAAUAAAGCUGGAGGAAGUCCGUACAAGAUCGAAUAUAUUGCAAUAAACAUUGCUUAUCAAACAAAACAUUUCACAAUACAAUAUCAUUUAGUAGAUUGCAGACUAUUAACCACACCUAUGCUAUCCACAGCAUCAGAGCAAGAAUCAACAACAAAAGGAUCAGCUCAUACUAAAUAUACAUCAUCCCUUGUGAAGCAAAAUUCUGACUCGACCCCUGAAUCCAGCUGCCAAACAUCACUGAUCAUUGCUACUCCAGUAUCAGGAAUUAUGGGUUUGAUUGCUGGAGCUUUGUUGAUGUUCAUUAUACUAAGGUAUUGCAACAAUAACAAGGAACCGAAAAACAAAGAUUCAAUGGAAAUGGGAAGCAGUCAAAAUCAGCAGCCAACUGUCCAUGAACGAACAACAUAUGAAAACUACACACCAACAGCAGAUGAAAGUGGAUAUGAAGUUCCGAAUCAAGUUGAUAACAAGAAUGAACAAAGUGGAUAUGAAGUUCCGAUUCCAGUUGAUAAAAAGAAUAAACAAAGUGGAUAUGAAGUUCCGAAUCAAGUUGAUAACAAGAAUGAACAAAGUGGAUAUGAAGUUCCGAAUCAAGUUGAUAACAAGAAUGAACAAAGUGGAUAUGAAGUUCCGAUUCAAGUUGAUAACAAGAAUGAACAAAGUGGAUAUGAAGUUCCGAUUCAAGUUGAUAAAAAGGAUGAACAACAAUAUGAGGUUGUGAAAAGUGGAAGCCAAUAUGAAAACACAUGAAUGAAUGAAAUAAAUUCAUCCAAUACAUUUGAAUUGAAAAAA